GAACAAUUCUUCACGAUGAAAUUCGUAGUGCUUUCCCUCCUCGUCGCCGUGGCCUGUGCCGACCGGCUGUACGAGCCCCCAGCGGCUCGUGCUGACUCCGACGAGAUCGCCAUCUUGAGGGACGAGCGCGUGAUCGAGGACGACGGAAGGUACAACUUCGACAUGGAGACUGCCAACGGCAUCAAGGUGUCUGAGUCUGGCUCUCCUGUAGGAGACGAGGGAGCCAUCAACAGUGCCGGAUCCUUCUCGUACACCGCUCCUGACGGCACUGACGUCCACCUCCAAUACGUAGCUGAUGAGAACGGCUUCCAGCCACAGGGCGCCCACCUGCCCGUGGCCCCCGAGUUCCCCCACCCAAUCCCUCAGUUCGUCCUCGACCAGAUCGCCUUCGCCGCUGAGGAGGACGCCCGCCAGGCCCGUGGAGAGGUCUCGCGCUCCUAUGGUGCUCCUCAUGACGACUAAUUUUUUUUUUGCGGAUAUACCCUUCGAUACUCGAUAUUUAUCAGUUCACUAUGCAUUUUCAUGUGACAGAUUAAUCCAUCUGUUGUCAUAGAUUAGUUUUUAAUUUAUCGUUGUACAAAUACAUGUGACUUCAUCUUCAUCAUGUCGUUUUCUAUUUUUCUUCACCAUAAGCAAUAUUUAAAAUAACAUGAUGUCUGGAACAUUGCCCUGAAAAGAAACCUAACAUGAAAACGCACACCUAAAGAAGGUAGUAUAUAUUACGUAUUAAUCAUCACUGUCUCAUAAAAACUGGUCACCGUAGUGGUGCAUUAUUUAAGCUAAUCCAUCAGGGUAAGAGAAACUAGGCCACGUGUGCUGAGACUGGUAGAAUUAAGAAGGAUAAUAAGCAGACAGAUAAUCAUUCGAAAUAUUUUAUUUUUGUCCUGGCUGUUGCUCUCAGUACUAAUAAUUAAAAUAAUGCUGAUAUUGGUAAUGCUGAGGAAUUACAUUUACAGACAUCGUAAUGAGAAUGAUAAGACUUAUAUCAGUAUCGUUGUUAUCAUUGUUAUUCUAGCUUUACCAUUAUCCCGAAACUACAUUCUGUUAGCAUCCUGAUAACAUAACUUGCCAUAAUAAUUUUUAUAUAAACAUGUGCGUAUUUCUUAGUGUUUCUGUAUUGUUUGUGACAAGGGAAUUAAGACGAGAAAUACAUCCUAAGAUCAUUUGAAAAGAGAUUGAAUAUAUGGGGGUAAAUAUAUUUAAUUCUUAAAAAAAACUAUCUUUUGUAUUUAAUUUUAUUACCCUCUUUACGCUAUCUCCCAAAUAGAGUUUGGGAUAUUAUGUCAUCCACUUCCGUUGUGAGGAAACAAUUUUGGAAGAAUUGCCAGAAGUAGUACAUUUGGUGAAGGAAAGAAA
Molecule: messenger RNA, 1356 nt
Organism: Penaeus monodon (black tiger shrimp)
Lineage: Eukaryota; Metazoa; Arthropoda; Malacostraca; Decapoda; Penaeidae
Product: cuticle protein CP14.6-like
Exons: 4
Coding region: 16-462 (148 amino acids)
Cellular component (GO): chitin-based extracellular matrix
Molecular function (GO): structural constituent of chitin-based larval cuticle
Source: RefSeq, a predicted model, not a curated record